Messenger RNA from Gadus morhua (Atlantic cod), 1563 nucleotides. Its product is annotated as myelin-associated glycoprotein. Bases 164 to 1300 code for a protein of 378 amino acids. The record is from RefSeq and is a predicted model, not a curated record. Lineage: Eukaryota; Metazoa; Chordata; Actinopteri; Gadiformes; Gadidae. The transcript has 12 exons.
ACGAAUUUCCUUGUUGUCAUGGCAGUAUCUUGGUUUUCCCCUAGAGGACAACACUGUUGAGUUUGAACUAAUUUACAUAAAGAGCUUCACACUUCUACUUUGUCUGGCCGAGGAGAAUCAGUAUCUGUAUCCCUAAAGUUAAUAAGUGAGGAUUGAAGCAAGUAUGAGUAGAGACACAACCGUCCUGCUCGGGUGGCUGCUCUUACAAGCUACGAGCCGCACUGCGUGGUCAGCAGACUGGAACGCCAAGGUCGUCCGGGAAGUAGAUGCUCUGGUCAACUCCUGUGUGGUCAUCCCUUGCUCCUUCACACACGGAGAAGGGCUUUCCCGCGCCACGCUCAAAGGCAGCUGGUUCCCGGAGGGGGAUAAAGAGAAGUACAUCUUCCAUGAAGACAGUGCGGUUAUCACGGAGGAGUUUAGAGACCGCACAGAGCUGGCGGGACGACUCACGAAAGGGAACUGCACCUUAAAGAUAAUCGAGGUGAAGGAACAGGACCACGGCCCCUUCUGCUUCAAAGUAGAAACGAGUGAUAGGACUUUGAAGACCACUGACUUUGAGAACCACUGCGCUCGCCUUAACUUGCUUGCAGACCCCCCCAAACCUAAAUUAAAUCCUCCGAGGAAGGCAAUCCAGGGUGAACCUUACACCAUCUCCUGCUCUGUGGCCCACACCUGCCCAGCCCAUUGGCCCACCAUCACCUGGAGUCGGGCCUCCACGGACACAGGGGUCAUGCUGAUCAACAAAGACAACGGCAAGGGCUCCUGGGAAAUGGAGUCCAUCCUGACCUUCAUCCCGGGCGCAACGGACGACGACUCGGAGCUCAGCUGCACGGCAACCUUCAACGGAAGGGUGACCUCCUCCUCCACGCACCAUCUCUUUGUGAAACGUAAAGAGCUGUACCUGCACAUUAUCCUUCCUCUCGUUGUCGGCCUUGGGACAGCUGUGGUCUUUGGAGCGCUCUGUGUUCUAAUGAAGAUCAAAUACAAGAACCGUAUUGCUGAUCUUCAAAGCAGAGGAAACGGCAGAUUGCGGAAUCAGCUUUCAAGAAUAUCGCAGAGGAUGAGCUCCAGCCGCUUCAUGCCCUCUCGUCCGAGGGAGCCGGUAGAUUUGAGUGCUUAUGAUAUGCCGAAUAACACUGCAAAGAAACAGAAAAUCUCGAAACCCCGCUGUCCAUCACCGAAGAGUCAGCCGGGGUCCUUCUCCAAUCGAGGGGCGACUGGUCACGACCGGGGCUUCGGUGAUUCCUGUGACGAUGAUUACACAAACACUGCUGACCUCAACAUUUAUGGAAACCUCUGAGCACAGCGACUUCCUCCGUGAAGAGAUGAGAGGCUGUGCUCCAAUCUUUUGUUGGUGUUCAGUUCCACUUCGACUCAUUAGCAUUUAGGGUAUUUAGCAGACGCUUUUAUCCAAAGCGACCUACAAUAAUUACAUUUGUGAUAAGAAGUGAAACAAUAUAUCGCUGUCGGUACAGUAAGGAUGUUCAUAGAACCAAGUGCAAGUACUAACCAGUGGCGGAUCUUCCAUUAGGCAAACCUAGGCAAGUGCCUAGGGCCCCAACC